Messenger RNA from Octopus bimaculoides (California two-spot octopus), 3005 nucleotides. Its product is annotated as propionyl-CoA carboxylase beta chain, mitochondrial. The record is from RefSeq and is a predicted model, not a curated record. Lineage: Eukaryota; Metazoa; Mollusca; Cephalopoda; Octopoda; Octopodidae. Gene Ontology annotation, cellular component: mitochondrion. Gene Ontology annotation, molecular function: propionyl-CoA carboxylase activity.
CUCUGAAUGACUAUAAAAGCACAACACGGUGCUCGUUAUUGUGGAAGAUGUCCAUUGCAAAGUUAGUGUUGAGAGAUCUGGAUCUGACAGCCAUGUGGUCAAGGACACGGGCUGUUAGUAAAUAUAUAGGUGUAACUUCUAAUUUACUGAGAAUACCCAGUAGAAAUUAUGCAGAUGCUUCUGCAACGGCCAUGCAAACUAUUAACGUGAAGAAAAGAAUUGAAAACACCCGGGCGAAAGCUUUGGAAGGAGGAGGCAAACGACGGAUCGAUAAUCAACAUAAAAAGGGUAAAUUAACAGCUCGUCAAAGAAUCCACGUCUUACUUGAUCCUGGUUCUUUUGUGGAAUAUGAUCAGUUUUUGGAGCAUAGCUGUAUCGACUUUGGAAUGGAGAAGGAAAAGUAUCCUGGUGACAGUGUUAUUACAGGUAGAGGGAAAAUAUUUGGUCAACAAGUAUUUAUAUUUAGCCAGGACUUUACAGUAUUUGGAGGCAGCUUAUCUGGGGCUCAUGCCAAAAAGGUUUGUAAGAUAAUGGACCAAGCUAUGUUAGUUGGCGCUCCAGUAAUUGGUCUUAAUGAUUCCGGUGGAGCUAGAAUUCAGGAGGGAGUUGAGUCCCUUGCUGGUUAUGCUGAUAUUUUUCAGAGAAAUGUGAUGGCAUCAGGUGUUAUCCCACAGAUAUCAGUUAUCAUGGGACCUUGUGCUGGUGGUGCUGUUUAUUCACCAGCUUUGACGGAUUUUACAUUCAUGGUUAAGGAUACAUCUUACCUCUUCAUUACUGGACCUGAUGUUGUAAAGUCUGUGACGAAUGAAGAUGUUACCCAAGAGGAACUUGGUGGUGCUAAAACUCAUACAACAGUAUCAGGUGUUGCCCAUCUUGCAUUUGAAAAUGAUGUUGUUGCCCUGAGAGAGUUAAGAAAUUUCAUGAACUUCUUGCCACCCAGCAACUUGAAACCUUCUCCUAUCCGCAAAUGUGACGAUUCUCCAGACCGACUUGUCAAAGGCCUCAAUACAGUUGUACCACUUGAAUCUACAGCAGCCUAUGAUAUCAAGGAUGUCAUUCUGGGAAUUAUCGAUGAACAGGAUUUUUUUGAGAUUAUGCCAAAUUAUGCCAAAAACAUUGUUGUGGGAUUUGCAAGGAUGAAUGGAAGAACAGUUGGGUAUGUUGCUAAUCAGCCCAAGGUGGCAGCAGGUUGUUUGGACAUAAAUGCAUCUGUGAAAGGAGCUCGUUUUGUUCGCUUCUGCGAUGCCUUUAACAUUCCUCUAAUCACAUUGGUAGAUGUCCCUGGAUUUCUUCCCGGCACAAGUCAAGAAUAUGGUGGAAUAAUUCGUCAUGGAGCAAAGCUUCUUUAUGCUUUUGCUGAAGCAACCGUUCCUAAAGUAACUGUGAUCACCCGAAAGGCCUAUGGAGGAGCUUAUGAUGUGAUGAGCUCUAAACAUUUGCGAGGAGAUAUGAACUAUGCUUGGCCAACAGCUGAAGUUGCCGUGAUGGGAGCAAAGGGUGCCGUCAAGAUUAUAUUCCGUGGUGAAGAUAAUCAAGCUAACGAAGCAGAAUAUGUGGAUAAGUUUGCUAAUCCUUUCCCAGCAGCUUCUAGAGGUUUCGUUGAUGACAUCAUAGAACCAAACACCACUCGUCGCCGAAUCUGUCAAGAUUUGGAAAUGUUGUCCAACAAGAAAGUCAGCAAUCCUUGGAAGAAGCAUGCAAAUAUACCUUUAUAAGACUGUUUGUGGACUUUUCAAUAACGGUCAGAUCCUCUAAUCAACAUUUUCCAAUUUCAUGCAGUUUUUUGGGGGUCUGCCUUGAUUUGGUCUUAGACAUUCUCAAAACAUAUCAGCAAUGUGUGUUAUAUUCCUGCAAAUUCUUUAUAGGACUGCUGAGACAAUUUUCACAAUAUUGCAAGCAACAAAAAAACAACUUAGUGUUACUGUGUUAAGUUAUAGGUACAAGGGUAAAUUGUUGUUGUUAAGGGCAAAAACAGAAAAAAAUCUCAAAGGGAAAGUAAUUUGAUGGUGGGGGUCAUAUUGUUUGACUUAUUGUGUAAGUUAGACACCAUUAUCAUCAUCUCUUAUUUGUUUGUGAUUUGACUGCAGCCACACCAGGUAGUUGAAAAAUUAACUCCAGUAUUUACUGUUGGUCUCUUUUGUUGAAUCACUAAGUUUUAGGGACAUAAAUAAACUAACACCAGUUGUCAAGCAUUGGUGGGGAGCAAACACACACACACACUAGGCUUCUAUACAGUUUCCAUCUACUGAAUUUAUUUCCCAAGGCAUUGAGUGGUCUGGGGCUUUAGUGGACACUUGCCCGCCCAAGGUGCCACGCAGUGGGACUAAAUUUGUUAAGAUGUGGUUCCAAAGUGAGCUUGUUAACCACAUAGCCAUGCCUUAUCGAGUGACAUGACAAAAAAAUCCAGCAAACAACUCUUCCUUCUACUCUGUUAAUACCUUACAAGACUUUGACAUCAUUUAAAGAAUAGUUCUGAGAGAACUAACAGAUGUUAUUGUUAGAACUAUGAUAGUAGGGAAACAUAAGUAUCUAAUGAUGCACCGGUGAUAGUUGUACUACUACUAAUAAUAAUGGUUUGGAAUUUUUGGAGAAGGGGAUUAAGUCAAACACAUCAACUCCAAUGUAUAACUGGUACUUGUUUCAUCGACCGAUGAAAGGCAAAGUUGGCCUCGGGGGCGGAAUUUCAACUUGGAAUGUAGCGACGGGUGAAAUACUACUUAGCAUUUCAUCCAGAGCGCUAACGAUUGUGUCAGCUCGCUGCUUUAAUAAUAAUAAACAGAAUCUGUAAUGAAAAACUAGGAAAUUAGAAAACGCUUGGAAAGCUAUUUUUCAAAAAAAAAAAAAAAAAACAAAUUUAGUUUUAAUAAUAGCUUGCAGAUGUAAGUAAUUUUACAAUUUUCUUUUUUUAACCAAGUUUUUCUAUGUAAUUAUAAUACAGUUGCAAUGAAAUGUUUGACUAACUCUAUUUUUUUUUUUCUCAUUUAAUAAACAAAUUUUCUUUUCUA